This is a messenger RNA of Penicillium odoratum, 741 nucleotides long. RefSeq lists its product as uncharacterized. The record is from RefSeq and is a predicted model, not a curated record. Bases 1 to 741 code for a protein of 246 amino acids. NCBI's taxonomy places the organism in Eukaryota, Fungi, Ascomycota, Eurotiomycetes, Eurotiales, Aspergillaceae. Gene Ontology annotation, cellular component: EMC complex. The transcript is spliced from 3 exons.
AUGUUGCUCUUGGCUCUUAUACUCUGUCAGCUGGCUGCAGCUUCCCUCACAAUCACCAUCCCAUCCACAAAUUUCCUUCCCAAUCCGCAUGGGCUCCCCGCAUCCACCCAUGCCACUCUGACCACGCUCCCCUCCACCGGCAACGAUCAUCUUUUGACCGCCUCCUUAUCCCACACCUCUACCUUGAUAUUCCAUAAUAUUCCGGCCCAACAGGAAUCAUACCUGUUGGAUAUUCGUUCCAGCGAGUACAUCUUUGCCCCUUACCGAGUCGAUGUUGCUGCCGAUGGGUCCAUUCUAGGGAUCUGGGAAACCUUCCGUGGAAACCCGUGGGACAACCGUGGUGCGGAGAAAUAUAUUGUUGAUGUGACCGGCAAACAACAAUCCGAUGUCAUUGUAGAGGCCAAACUUCUGGGUCGAAGGGGCUUCUUCGAGGAACGUGCCAAGUUCUCGCCGUUAAGUCUCUUUAAGAACCCCAUGAUUUUACUGGCUAUUGUUGCCUUGGGUUUCACUCUCGGCAUGCCGAAGCUGAUGGAAAGCAUGGACCCGGAAAUGCGUGCUGAAUUUGAGGAACACUCACGCUCCUCACCCUUGACGGGAGGUGCAAACAAUGCUCUUGCUGGAGGUGGAUUUGAUCUGGCUGGUUGGAUGGCAGGUACCUCAUCUAGCCCCAUGGCCAAUGCCGACGCUGCCCCAGCAGGGACCACCGGCCGUGACACAGGUGCAGCCACACGGCGUCGUUAG